This is a messenger RNA of Drosophila novamexicana, 825 nucleotides long. RefSeq lists its product as uncharacterized. Bases 259 to 636 code for a protein of 125 amino acids. The record is from RefSeq and is a predicted model, not a curated record. NCBI's taxonomy places the organism in Eukaryota, Metazoa, Arthropoda, Insecta, Diptera, Drosophilidae. The transcript is spliced from 4 exons.
GAACCUGUUUCGUGUUGUGUCAAUAUACAACGUGUGUGCUCUCAAAAACCUUUGCAAAAGAUCGUGGAAACCAUCAAAAGCCGGGCAUUUUUAAAUGCCGUACAACAAGAAUUGUGCAAUCGUGACUUUAUAAAUACUUAUUGGCAAAUUUGCUUAAAUUUUGUGAACUUCUCAAUUGCGAUUUGAAAGUGUUUCGACCAAAUAUUUAUCAACUGCGUUCGGAAAACAAAAAGAAAACACUUUAACCACCAAAUUUGAAUGGUGCUGCUGCGCGUUAAAAACUCGAAAAUUGCUCAAUACGUGAAUAACGUCUAUUAUAGACUGUACGAACUAAGCAACCUGCAGCUGACACAGCUUUUCUUCUUCUUAAAUAAUCUGAAUUUCAACAUUGUGGACAUGGCCUUGCCACAGGGAGCCUUUGCCGCCUGCAAGAUACGCGAGCAGUUCCAGGAGCGCGAUAUGAUCAUCUCACGUUUGCGAGCCGCCAAUAUUGCUGAUAAGGCUGAUAACAAUGCGCAGCGUGAAUAUUUGCCGGUCAAGUACAAUGACAAGCUAAUGAAUUCGAUCUGGGGUCUGUACAAUCGUUAUUCGCCCCACAAUGUCAAGAAGAACGAGUACGCUCCGCCAAAAUUCUAAAUAAAUCUGGCGGCGCAGCAGCUCCUCUUUGGAGCUGUUGCGCCCCCUUGCUGCCACUAUCCCAUUACCUAUGUACUUGGGGCAUUGGCUUUUGUGCUUGUAGCACUCUCAUGAUCUAUAUAGAGAUAUACCUAUAUAUAUAUAUAUACCCUCCACAUAUAUACUCAACUAUAUACAAAUUUUAACACA